CGCUGAGAGCCAAAGUCGAGCAGAGUUGCGCAUAGCUUUUCCGGCGCCGCUCGCACCGCUAUUCGCCGAGCGCAAUCACGUGGUGCAGAAAUGACGUCAAAUGAUCAACUGCGCGCUCCGAAGCCAACUUUACGGAAACGGCGCCGACUCGUUUCUGUCAGUGCGAUCGAAAUUGCAAUCAGCGGGCCGCCGAGCAUUGGCAUUAAUUCAAACCAAGAUAGCAAAAGUUGGGGUACAGUGGAUGUUAGAGAUACGAAAAAAAGACAGAAAUGCCUCCAAGAAAUUUUGGGAACACACUAGGCAACAGAGUAAGAAGGCAGAGGUGGUUCAGCACUCACUGACCAUACCAGAAGGAACAAAGGUAGAGGGAUAGGAAGCUCAGGAAUAUAUUAGGUUAACAAUAGCGGCAGCAUUUGCAGAGCCAGUGGGUAGUGAAAUGGAGAACAAUGACAACAGCAGGACAGAAUUAGAGGAGGAGUACAGAAGGAUGACAAGUAAGGAAUGGGACAGAAUUGAACACAAGGUCCCAGUGGGAACAGCGACAGGACCUGAUAGCAUACCUAUGAAAUCGAUAAGCAUAUUAGGCCAGAAAAGUAAAUUAAAAUUACGACAACUUAUUGAACAAAUAGUAGUAGGGGGAGAUGUUCCACAGGACUGGAAGUCAAGCAGAAUGAUAUUAGUUUACAAAGGUAAGGGAAGCAAGGACAACAUUAAAUCCUACAGGCCAAUAACUAUCACAUCAGUCAUAUACAGAGUAGCAAUGCGGAUGGUGAAAAAGAGAAUGGAGGAAUGGGCAGAACGUGAAGAGAUCUUGGGAGAACUGCAGAAUGGAUUUAGAAGGAACAGAAGGCUAGAUGAUAAUUUAGUUGUUAUAACACAGUGCAUAGAGAUAGCGACACCCAGGCAGAAACCGCUAUGGAUAGCUUUUUUAGACAUUAGAGGAGCCUAUGAUAAUGUAAACCGAGAAAAUUUAUGGAGCCAGUUGAGGGAAUAUGGUCUAGAUAGAAAGAUGAGUUCCUACAACAAGUUUAUACAGAUAAUGAGGUAGAGAUAACAUGGGAGGGGGAAACUACAAAGCCAGCUAAAAUAAGAAGAGGUCUCAGGCAGGGCUGUCCAUUGUCGCCUCUGCUUUUUAUGAUUUACAUGAGCCAAAUGGAAAAGAGACUAGAACAGAGCACAAUAGGAACUGACAUAAGCUAUAUGCUGGAAGGGCAGAAGGUAGCUCAAGUACUAGCCGGACUGAUGUAUGCAGAUGAUAUUGUACUGCUUGCUGACACCCGAGUAGUGCUACAGGAACUAAUGAGCAUAUGUGGAGAGGAGGGAGAAAAAUUGGGACUGCAAUUAAGUAGAGAGAAGUCUGGGAUAAUAGUAUACAAUGAAGAAAGGGGGGACCCAUUGGAAAUACAAAGCACUAAGAUUGAUCAUGUUGAAAAAUACAAGUAUUUGGGCAUAUGGCUAAACGAGGGCAAAAAGUACUUGGAAGAACAGGAAAAAAUUAUGAUUGAAAAAGGGAAAAGGAACUCAGCUGUAAUGAAACACAAGGCACUUUGGAACUAUAAUAGGUACGAAGUGGUUAGGGGCGUAUGGAAAGGGGUUAUGGUACCUGGCCUCACAUUCGGAAAUUCAGUACUGUGCAUGAAAUCGGAAGUUCAGGCAUGCAUGAAAACGAAACAGAGAAGUGUAGGCAGAUUGGCCUUAGGAGCACACGGGAACACCCCUAAUGAGGGAGUGCAGGGGGACAUGGGAUGGACGUCAUUCGAAGGUAGAGAGGCAAUAAGUAAACUAAAAUUUGAACAGAGACUCCCAGCACUGGAGGAAAAAAGGUGGGCAGGAAAAGUGUACGAAUAUCUGUACAUGAAUAGUUUGAACACAAAGUGGACACUCAGAACGAGGAAGCUGAGGAAUAGAUACCUACAGCCGAGGGAGGGGGUCCAACGUGGUUCUAGUGUGGGAAAGGAGGUGAAGGAGACGGAAAAAAAAAUGUGGGAAGAAAGAAUGCUCGGAAAGCCAGCGCUAUCAAUGUUUAGGUUACAAAAACAGGAGAUUAAGAGGGAGCUCUUAUUUGAUAACUCGCGGAGCAGCUCACUAUUAUUCGAAGCUAGGACGGGGGUUUUGAGAACGAAAACAUACAGGGCUAAAUUUGAAGAGGUGGACCUUCGGUGCACAGCUUGCGGAGCCGAAAUGGAGACCACUGAGCAUAUAGUGCUGAGAUGCACAGACCUUCGCCUGACUCUGGCAGAGGGAACAGUGGCAGAUAUGGAAGGGGCAUUAGGUUUUCCCGGGGAACGAGGGCAAAUAGACGAGAAAAGAGUGGCAGUAACGAAGGGGAGGCUAGAGUAUUGGUGGAGGAAGUCAAGGGAGAGAUAAUACCAUAAAUCGGGGAGAUAAUGUUUCCUAUACUGUUUUAGAUAGUUAUUUUGGGGGGAGGAGGGGAGUGAAAACUAGGUUAAGGAAAAGAGGAUAUAAAGAAAGGAAAAAGAAUAAUAAUAAAAUAGGAGGGGGAGUAAAAGGCUAGGUGGCGCCAGCCGCCGCCCGUUACAAAGGGUAUAGCCGCCAUCCAUCCAUCCAUCCAUCCGAGCAUGCGUAGCAACGAUCGGCUCCGGGUUGCAGGUACGGUAUUCGAGGAUAUUAAGUUAAUGACUUUGGUGAAGUGCUACGAAGCACAUCAUUUGGCACUUGUAUUCGAGUAUGACGGGUUGCAGCGCACCAAACUGCGCAAAUCGCACGGAAGGUGGCAAAGCUUUUUACUCGGUGCCGUGCGGACGGACGAGACCGGCCGGCUCCGAAAGGGACCAGGAUAUGCGAGGUUCGUUCGCCUUGUUUACAGAGUGACAUUGAAGUCCGCCCCCACGGCUCCAUGAACCGGCACUCAUCCCCUGCUGCCACGAGCCAUUGCUCAUCCAUUCUCUUGUACG
This is a messenger RNA of Dermacentor andersoni, 2915 nucleotides long. The record is from RefSeq and is a predicted model, not a curated record. Lineage: Eukaryota; Metazoa; Arthropoda; Arachnida; Ixodida; Ixodidae.